CGUACAAAGACGCAGAACCGUCGGUACGUCGUGUUGAAUGGCUCCGGCUGCUUUCGCCGCGGCUCACCAUCACACUCGAUCACUUCCGCGUUUCAUGCGCACCUGCUCUCUGAGGUGACCAUUCCUGACGUCGUCUUGAACGACACUCGCACACACGCUGCUCGGCCGCCCGAUCGUCAUCAUCGCACAUAGAUCCAAUCGCGUUCUUGCAGAACCCAUCGACAUACAUCCGAUCUCGUCUUCAACCCCUUCCUCGACCUCACGCAUAUGGGCUUCAUGCAACAGCGCUUCUGCGUCCUGGCCCCGGCGCCGCCGCGAGCGCCAGCCCCAUAUGUCCCUCGUGUGACGUUUCUCGACCUCCCGCCGGAACUGCGCAUCGAAAUCUACAAGCUGGCGCUCAAAAACGUCACCGUCCAUGUGCUGCCGAUGAAUUGCGGCGACAAUCGAAAACUGCCCCAUGCCCUCACACGAACCUCUCAGCAAGUCCGGCGCGAGGUCCUUCCGUUGAUGCACUCGCUCUGCCCGAUCUUGUGCAGCAUCACCGACUUCAACUUCGACAGCCUGCGCGAAUGGAUGAGGCGCAUCCCACCGGAUCAAGAAGCCAAUCUCUGCAAGAACCGCACCCUGGUCAUUCGAUUCUGCACGACCACCGAGCUGCCGAAAUCCAUCGAAAGCAUGCGGAAGUGGUUACAGAUGCGUGCGGACCCAUACCGCCCACAGCCCCGUUGGCAGUACUCGGGCAGCAAACCGGCCGACAAGGUCUGCAAGGACCUCGCGCGCCGGGCGAAUCGCAUGAAGGAUGCCAGCCGGCAGAAGGAAAUGUUUGUCAUUUUGGAGUGUCUCGGUGUGCCGAGAGGCAACUCUCCGGGGCGUCCACCACGGGUACGGGGAGCAUGAUGGCAUACGGAAACGCAACCACGAGUCAUCGACUGUAGUAUCCACAUGAUGCAAUUACGACAUAGCUGGGGUCUUGGACCGGGCACAGGAAGGCGAAUCGCGAAAAGUCUCCGCCAUCGCUAACGAUCCCAUGAGCAUUUCUCAGGCGCGCAUUUUCUCAUUUUUGGCGGGACCAUUCUCGACGCGGGCGCAUUUCGGAGAGUUUCGACUUGUGGCGAGACGGGGGAGUUAUCACGGCUUUCAGUCUGCUCAUUUUCAGCAUUUGGGAAUACUGUUAUAAGGCGUUCAAUCCAGCGGGCGGGAUA
Messenger RNA from Dissoconium aciculare CBS 342.82, 1202 nucleotides. RefSeq lists its product as uncharacterized. The coding region runs from base 268 to 897 and encodes 209 amino acids. The transcript has a single exon. Lineage: Eukaryota; Fungi; Ascomycota; Dothideomycetes; Mycosphaerellales; Dissoconiaceae. The record is from RefSeq and is a predicted model, not a curated record.